Scomber japonicus (chub mackerel) is the source of this 681-nucleotide messenger RNA. RefSeq names its product chloride intracellular channel protein 4. The transcript has 5 exons. The record is from RefSeq and is a predicted model, not a curated record. The coding region runs from base 49 to 681 and encodes 210 amino acids. NCBI's taxonomy places the organism in Eukaryota, Metazoa, Chordata, Actinopteri, Scombriformes, Scombridae.
AGUGAUGGGGAGCGCAUUGGUAACUGUCCAUUCUCUCAGAGGCUCUUCAUGAUCCUGUUGCUUAAAGGAGUCGUCUUUAACGUCACCACCGUUGACCUCAAGCGGAAGCCUGCUGACCUGCAGGACCUCGCUCCAGGAACAAACCCCCCUUUUGUGACUUUUAACGGUGAGGUUAAGGUCGACGUCAACAAGAUAGAGGAGUUCCUGGAGGAGAAACUGACCCCACCACGUUACCCAAAAUUGGCUCCCAAACAUCGUGAGGCCAACACAGCUGGCAUCGAUGUCUUCGCCAAGUUCUCAGCUUACAUCAAGAACCCAAGAAAAGACACCAAUGAUGCCUUAGAGAAAGCCUUGCUGAAGUCUCUCAGGCAUCUCGAUGAAUUCCUGAGGACUCCUCUAUCUGAUGAGAUCGAUGCUGAUGCUGAAGGAGAUCUGCCUGAGUCCACCAGGAGCUUCCUAGAUGGGCCUGAGCUCAGUCUGGCUGACUGCAACCUGCUGCCUAAACUACACAUCCUGAAGGUUGUGGCAAAGAAAUACCGCGGGUUUCAGAUCCCAGCUGAGAUGAUAGGGGUUUGGCGGUAUUUAAACUGUGCUUACGAGAGGGACGAGUUCACCAGCACCUGCCCAGCUGACCGGGAGAUCGAGUUUGCCUAUCUGGAUGUUGCAAAACGAAUCAAAUAA